Molecule: messenger RNA, 2577 nt
Organism: Polypterus senegalus (gray bichir)
Lineage: Eukaryota; Metazoa; Chordata; Cladistia; Polypteriformes; Polypteridae
Product: extracellular calcium-sensing receptor-like
Exons: 7
Coding region: 118-2577 (819 amino acids)
Biological process (GO): G protein-coupled receptor signaling pathway
Cellular component (GO): membrane
Molecular function (GO): G protein-coupled receptor activity
Source: RefSeq, a predicted model, not a curated record
UCACUCUCUCUGUAUGUUUUAUGCCUUUAUAUACUUACUGCUGCAGCUUUAUCAGAAAAUGUUUGUAAGAUUCAAGAAAGAUUUCAACUUCAGACAUUAUAUAAAACAGGUGAUAUUAUGUUAGGAGGGAUAUUUGAGUUAAGUUAUAAAACAAUUGUUCCAGAUUUAUCUUUCAAACAUAAACCAGAACACUGGAAAUGUGACAGUCUGGAUUUUGAAGUGUUUCAGUGGGCACACACAAUGAUUUUUGCCAUUGAAGAAAUCAAUCAAGAUCCAAUGCUUCUUCCCAAUAUAACACUAGGCUACAGGUUAUAUGACAACUGCAUAAAGCUACAGGUUGCUCUGAGAUCUGCAAUAAGUUUGAUUGGUGGACUAAAUGACAGCAUUCCUGAUAGCGACUGCAGAGGACUGCCUCCUGUUGUUGGCAUUGUUGGCGAUCCAUUUUCAUCACAUUCAAUUGCCAUUUCAAGAAUUCUGGGUCUGUUCAGAAUGCCUCUGAUCAGCUAUUACGCCACUUGUUCUUGCUUAAGCAAUAAGAUAGACUAUCCAUCAUUCUUCAGGACCGUACCCAGUGACGCAUUUCAAGUUAAAGCUAUGGUACAAAUUAUUAAACAUUUUGGAUGGACAUGGGUGGGGGUCAUAGGAACUGAUGAUGACUAUGGGCAAUAUGCAGUAAAUAGUUUCCAUGAAGAAUUUAAAAAAUUUGGAUGCAUUGCUUUUACAGAAACGUUUCCCAAAGCCCAAGAAAGUAUAAAGUAUCUUCAGAUAGUAAAUACCAUAAAAGACUCAACUGCAAAAGUCAUUGUGGUUUUUUCUCCAAGAGCAAACUUAAUAAUCUUAUCCGCCGAGAUCAUUCGGCAAAACAUAACUGGGAGACAAUGGAUUGCCAGUGAGGCAUGGAGUACCUCUAAUAUUUUAGCAACUAAUGAGAACUUUCCGUUUUUUGGUGGGACAAUUGGUAUUGCUAUUCGCAGAGGGGAAAUCCCAGGACUGGUUAAUUUUCUUCUCCAGAUCCGACCCAGUUCAGAUCCAAACAAUAAUUUAGUUCCUCGCUUUUGGGAGACAAUGUUUGGAUGUAAAUUUCAAGCAAGCAUAAAUAAUGAAAACGAUUCCACACUUUCAGUUACCAAAUUUUGCACAGGAUAUGAAGAUAUUAAAAGCAACAGGACUGCAUAUACUGAUGUGUCUGAAUCAAGGGCUACAUAUAACGUUUAUAAAGCCGUGUAUGCUUUAGCACAUGCACUCCACCAAUUAAUGCUCUGUGAAAAUGGAAAAGGGCCCUUUGAAAACAAUACUUGUGCUGAUAUCAAAAGUCUGCAACCUUGGCAGCUGAUGUAUUAUCUAAAGAAAGUCAAUUUCACCAAUCGACUUGGAGAAAGAGUGGCAUUUGAUGAAAACGGGGAUGCUCUUGCAAUUUAUGACAUAGUAAACUGGCAAAGAGCUGGUGAUGGCUCAGUGAUCAUUAAAACUAUAGGUGUUUAUGACAAAGCAGCCAGUAAAGGACAAGAGCUCUUCCUUAGUGAAAAGGACAUCUUUUGGAACUUUUAUUCUGGAAAGGUUCCAGAGUCUGUCUGCAGCAAAAGUUGCCAACCUGGAACUAGAAAAGCCACUAGGAAUGGACAGCCUGUCUGCUGUUUUGAUUGUGUGUCAUGUGCAGAUGGAGAAAUUAGCAAAGAAAAUGAUUCCAUUGAAUGCUCUCAGUGCCCAUCUGAUUUCUGGUCAAAUCCUUCUAAGACUCAGUGCAUUCUAAAGGAGAUUGAAUUUCUUUCAUAUGAAGAUGCUAUGGGAAUAACACUCACAACAACAGCGAUAUUUGGAAGUUGCCUGUCUGUUAGUGUUUUAAUAGUUUUCAUUUACUAUCGAAAUACUCCAGUUGUAAAAGCCAACAAUUCAGAACUGAGCUUCCUUUUGCUUUUUUCUUUAACACUCUGCUUUCUUUGUUCACUUUGUUUUAUCGGAGAGCCUUCAAAUGCAAGCUGCAUGUUGAGACAUGUGGUGUUUGGAAUCAGCUUUGUUCUGAGCAUUUCUUGCAUUCUCGUAAAAACAAUUGUUGUCAUUAUGGCAUUUAAGGCCACACUGCCGGGAAAUAAUAUGAUGAAGUGGUUUGGUGUAACACAGCAGAGAGGCACAGUCUUCAUGUUUACUUUUAUUCAGUCACUUAUAUGUGUGGCUUGGUUGACCUCAGCCCCACCAUUUCCCUCCAAAAACACUAAGCAUCAGAACUCAAAAGUUAUACUUGAAUGUGAUGUUGGAUCUCUGAUUGGAUUUAGCUCCCUUCUGGGAUAUAUAGGAUUGUUAGCCGGCAUUUCUUUUGUAUUGGCUUUUCUUGCAAGAAACCUUCCAGACACCUUCAAUGAAGCCAAGUUCAUUACCUUCAGCAUGCUCAUCUUCUGCGCUGUCUGGAUAACAUUCAUACCUGCCUAUAUCAGCUCUCCUGGAAAGUACACAGUGGCAGUCGAGAUUUUUGCAAUUCUGGCAUCAAGCUUUGGUCUACUUGGUGCAAUAUUUGCCCCAAAGUGUUAUAUUAUUCUGUUCAAGCCCGAACGAAAUACAAAGAAAGCUCUUAUGGGCAGAUAA